Molecule: messenger RNA, 3243 nt
Organism: Trichoderma gamsii
Lineage: Eukaryota; Fungi; Ascomycota; Sordariomycetes; Hypocreales; Hypocreaceae
Exons: 3
Coding region: 1-3243 (1080 amino acids)
Biological process (GO): intracellular sterol transport
Cellular component (GO): endoplasmic reticulum membrane; cortical endoplasmic reticulum; mitochondrion
Molecular function (GO): sterol binding; sterol transfer activity
Source: RefSeq, a predicted model, not a curated record
AUGGAGAGCAGCAGCAAUGGCGGAGGAACUGGAGGAGGCGGAGGAUUGGCCAAGCUGCUGGCCAAGCGCAGACGACGAGUAAAGACGGGAGGCCUGGAAUCGGACGCUUCAGGUCGCGAAGACGGUGACGAUGCGGCAUCCAUCAACGCCGCCGACGACGACGACAACGACGAUCGCAGCUUUGGGUCCUACGAGUCGGGAGGCGCCGAUGCCGACGCAGAGUCUGACCGAAGCAGCUCUCGCCCCCCACUAUCUCGCUCGGCCACGACAUCCCUCACGUCGCAUGCUGGCCACCUGGCAGCGUCUUCUCCCGUCGUACAAGUGACCGACUUCGACCCUCCGAGCGAACGCGAACGACGGCCGUCUCUCUUGUCUAGGCGCCUCCGCCGUGGAUCUUCCAAAUCCAGGAGCUCGUCUCCCAAUGCGUCCAAGGAGCGCCUAAGCGAGAUAGCGCCACUGCCCGAACCGCCUGCCGCGGCCAAGACGACUUCAUCCCCUGAAAAGCAUUCAAUCAUCCCGCCCGCGAGGAUCUCGACAUCGCCUGCGCGGCCUUCGACAAGCGACGAUCAAUUUGGCCCCGUCAUUGUAAACACCCCUCCGACGCCGGUCGAGCGAACAAGUCCCUUCGCCUUGCACCAGGAGAGGAAGCUGCCGCCUGUCAUUGCAGAGCCUGCCUCGAAUGGGGACCGCCCGUCUACUGCUUCUUCCUCUUCCUCUUCCCACGCCGUAAGCGCGCAUCGAAGAACGAAAUCGGGAUCUGCGAGCAUAGGGCCCAGCAAACUGUCCAACAUCACCCUUGCGCCACUUUCACCUACCCCUGAAGGCAGCGAAGUCCAGACGCCGAGCUCAGCAGGAUUCUUCUCUUCCAUGUUCUCGGUUGCCCAAAACGCUGCGAGUAGUAUUAGUAGCAAUAUCCAGGGCGGCAGCAUUGGGAUUGGAGGAAACAAGAGUCGGACGAAUCUGGCGUCUAAGCCACAAUCAUCCCCUGCACCAGAAUCCGACCAAGUCGAACCCCCACCACCCGAGCCGCAGUCGAGCGACGUAAUGGAUAAAAAGGAGUCGGCAAUCAAGACAAUUGGAACCGGCGAACUUAGUUUGAGUCAACUUGGCAUUGUAGAGCCAUCAGCAGCCAUGGCGGCCCCCGAUAUAUCUCGAUUUCCAGACCUUAACGAUACACGAACGCGAUCAGAAUCGGCACCAGCUGACAGUCAAAGCAGGGCCGGAGAUGAUGCACUCGAUGGAACAACCAGUAGGCCCAGGUCGCUGUACGAAGCAGCGGAUGGAGAGCAAGGAGCUUCGCAAACUACCCAGGGCGAUAGUGGUAGCAUAAAAAGCGACACUCAGAGAAAGCGAGGAAGUUCUACGGCUACGACCAACACAGUUGCGCCAGCAGCUCCGGGGGGCACUGCUCCCAAGCUCACGGGGUUUGCCAUUGCUAGUAAAAAGAGGAACCGCGACUUCCAUACCCUGUUCAAGAGCGUGCCAGAUGACGAUUACCUUAUUGAGGACUACAGCUGUGCGCUACAGCGAGAGAUUCUCGCGCACGGUCGAUUAUAUGUAUCAGAGGGCCAUCUCUGCUUUAGCAGCAACAUUCUUGGCUGGACGACGACUCUGGUAAUGAGCUUUGACGAGAUAGUUUCCGUGGAGAAGAGAAGCACUGCCUUGGUCUUCAAAAACGGACUGAUGAUAUCGACUUUGCACGCCAAGCACAUCUUUGCCAGUUUCACUAGCAGAGACGCUACUUACGAUCUGAUUGUCAACAUCUGGAAGCUCGGCCAUCCGACAUUGACUAGCACGCUCAACGGAGUUCGGCUCGAAGGCACUGGUGGCGACAAGACCGAGAAGCUUGAUGUCGAGUCUGGAAACUUGGAGCCCGAGACUCCAGCUGGAUCCGACUCUGAAGAAGGCAGCGACGACGACGACGACGAUUUCUACGAUGAAGAAGAGAGCGACCAUGCCCCAGAAGCCCAGGCCGCGGAUGCUGGCGGUGCCGGCGGAGACACUGCCAAAGCAAAUAGGAAGAUAUCUGGCGCUCCCGCUCCCAGCGCGGCCGUACUUGACGCAGCUGCUGAUGGGCAAUCUCCAGCAGCCGGGGCCGGAACGUUCCCCGGCCCGGCAAUCCACGCUCCAACUGAUUGCGGUGACGGCGAGACACACUACGACAAAUUCUUGGCCGACGAAACUAUUCCAGCUCCGAUGGGCAGGGUAUUCUCGAUGCUCUUUGGCGAGGCUUCUGCAGAGUGGAUGGGCAAAUGGAUUACAGAGAACCAAAAGUGCUUUGACCUGCAAAUGGAGGAUAAGAAGGGCAUGAGCCCCGACAGCCGCACUCGAGCGUUCACUUACAUCAAGCCUCUGUAUGCUCCGAUUGGGCCGAAGCAGACAAAGUGCAUUGUCACCGAAACCGUGGACAACAUUGACUACGAAAAGGCCGUCAAUGUGAGUGUAGUGACGCAAAACCCAGACGUUCCCAACGGCAACAUCUUCAAGGUCAAGACCAAGUACUGUCUCUCCUGGGGUGAGAACAAUGGCACUCGGGUGCAAGUCAACUGCACUACAGAAUGGAGUGGCAAGAGUUGGCUGAAAGGCACCAUUGAAAAGAACGUCAACGAGGGUCAGGCCCAGUAUUGCAAGGACCUGUUUGCUGCCUUGAAGGCAGCAGUUUCUACCCGACCGCGAGCUUCUACUAAUGGAAACGGGGCGCCAAAGUCGAAAAAGAAGGGCAAGAAGAGCAAGGCCCUUCAAUCAUCCACGGAAUCCAUCAACCCAGGCGCGCGCGCCAAGCAGGAAGAGGCAAACUGGGGCUUGUUCGAGCCGGUCCGCGGAAUUUUUGAACCCGUUGUCGAUAUUCUCAAGCCUAUCCUCACGGGCAACAUUAUGUAUGGGCUCCUGGUGGGCUUGCUGGUUACGACGUGGUUCGGAUUUGGCUUCACGCCGAACAACAGAAGCCCCGCACCGCUGGGGCCAGAUCCUUCCAUGAGCAGCGCGUAUCGCCUUGCGGCUUACGACGAGAUGUGGCGCAGAGAGGAUAGUGAACUUUGGGGGUGGCUAGAAGAGCGCGUAAGCCUGGAGCGCCUUUCGGUGGAAAGGACAAACGCGCGCAAGCGAGAAGCAGAUCCGAGGACAUUGCAGGAGAGGGUGAGAGAGGAGCGGAUGGACGAGCGGGAAAUCCAAGAGGCCAUCCGAGUUACAGAGGACAAGCUCAAAGUAUUGAGAGAAGUCAUGGCGAAAAGCAAGCUGCUGUAG